Phycomyces blakesleeanus NRRL 1555(-) is the source of this 237-nucleotide messenger RNA. RefSeq lists its product as hypothetical. The record is from RefSeq and is a predicted model, not a curated record. Gene Ontology annotation, biological process: intracellular transport; protein secretion. The transcript is spliced from 3 exons. NCBI's taxonomy places the organism in Eukaryota, Fungi, Mucoromycota, Mucoromycetes, Mucorales, Phycomycetaceae. Bases 1 to 237 code for a protein of 78 amino acids.
AUGACCGUUGCCAAGUGUUUUUGGUCUGCCAUCUUCAACUUUCAGUCUCUUCUUCUCGUAGUCUUGCUCUUGAUCUGUACAUGUACAUAUGUUAGAGCUCAGGCUCCUUCUUUGAUGGACCGCAACAAAACUGGUGUAUUGGGUCUGUUUUGGAAAGCAUCUCGUGUAGGCGAGAGGUUGAGCCCUUAUGUAUCUCUUGCUUGCAUUAUCAUGGGCAUUUCUAUCAUGACUUCUUAA